AUGGAAACACAACUCGCUGUGAACAAGGGAAGCAGACCAAAAGUAGGAAAGAAACAAAACAUGUGGACCGAGGGGAAAGCCAGAUCUGCUGAGCUGUCUGAUGAUAGUGAAGAAGAAGGAGAGAAGCCAAGAAGUGGUGUGAAGAAAGCUGAAAAGUCGAAACAUGUGGAGAAGAAGGCUCCAAAGGCUGAAUCUGAGAGAAAUGGCAAGAUGGGGGAUAUUGGUGGGAAGAUUGUAGCAGCAGCCUCUCGCAUGAGUGGACGGUCCAAAAGCAAGCAGAAUGGUCAUGGAAAAGAGACAGCAAAAGCUGUGAAAUCCAGCAAGGAGGUUUCUGAAACAAAGAAUCUGAAACAGAAAAGGCCUUCAUCUUCAUCAGGAGCUGGCAAUGCCAAAGUGAAAAAACCGAGGACUUCCUUGGAGAAGAUCAAAAGCAGCUACUCUGGUGGUGAGGAUGCUGGUGAUGAUGAUGAUACAUCUGAUGAGGAGGCGAAGCCCAAGGUCUUGAAACCUAGCAAGAAGGUUCCUGAAUCAAAGAACCGAAAACAGAAAAAGCCCUCAUCUUCAUCAGGAGCUGUGAAUGCCAAGGUGAAAAAGCAGAGGACUUCUUCGAAGAAGAGUAAGAGCAAUGACUCUGAUGGUGAGGAAGGGGGUGAAGAUGAAGAUGAUGAGGCCAAGCUCUUGGUGAGUCUGAAGCAAUCUCCAGAGAGGAAGAAGGAGAAAGAGGGAGGAGAAGAAAGUUCGGGAAAUGAAACCGAAGGAGAAGAAGAGUCUGCUUAG
Camelina sativa (false flax) is the source of this 777-nucleotide messenger RNA. The record is from RefSeq and is a predicted model, not a curated record. Lineage: Eukaryota; Viridiplantae; Streptophyta; Magnoliopsida; Brassicales; Brassicaceae.